Messenger RNA from Spirodela intermedia, 66 nucleotides. The record is from the annotation of a GenBank genome assembly. Lineage: Eukaryota; Viridiplantae; Streptophyta; Magnoliopsida; Alismatales; Araceae.
AUGAUAAUGAAGACUUAUCACCACUCGACCUCAGCACCCCCCUCUAGGUCAGCUAUCAAGUGUUGA